This is a messenger RNA of Salmo salar (Atlantic salmon), 3615 nucleotides long. Its product is annotated as sodium-dependent neutral amino acid transporter B(0)AT2. Gene Ontology annotation, biological process: sodium ion transmembrane transport; nitrogen compound transport; amino acid transport. Gene Ontology annotation, cellular component: plasma membrane. The record is from RefSeq and is a predicted model, not a curated record. NCBI's taxonomy places the organism in Eukaryota, Metazoa, Chordata, Actinopteri, Salmoniformes, Salmonidae.
CCAAUCAAAAGACGAAGGGAGUUGGUCUUCUUGAUAUCUUGGCAAGAUCGACAGAUCAUGCUUCUUACACUGCAACAACGUGGCGCCUGUGAAGUUUUGUAUAGGAUUCCGAAUACUAAUGAUCAAGUUGAGCGCUCCAGAGAACCAUUUGUUAUUAUGUGCGUCAAACCAGACGUAAUUUAGAGACAAGACAAGGUUCUCGUUCUGCUGGGGUAACCGACCAAGGCUGGCAGUGAGAAGUUGUCCGACGUCAGAGACUACUCCCCCAAGUGCACAGCGCGACGUAGAGGGCAAACCGUGAUGGAGAAGCCUCCAUUGCCUAGCGAUGAGGAGGGCACUAGGAUGGGAGACAGUCGGUCGGAGGCGGAGCUCCUGGACUUGGGAGUGCAGGGGACCUCUGGGGGAGUGGCAUCGUCUGGGGAUGCAGACGACCGCCCGGCGUGGGACAGCAAGCUGCAGUAUGUACUGGCUCAGGUGGGCUUCAGCGUGGGCUUGGGGAACGUUUGGAGGUUCCCCUACCUCUGCCAUCAGAACGGAGGAGGCGCGUUCAUGGUGCUCUAUGUCAUGCUGUUGGUGGUGGUGGGGGUUCCCCUGUUCUUCAUGGAGCUGGCUGCGGGCCAGUGUAUCCGUCAGGGCAGCAUCGGUGUGUGGAAGCACAUCUCCCCCAAGCUGGCCGGUAUUGGCUACUCCAGCUGCAUGGUGUGUUUCUUUGUGGCUCUCUACUAUAAUGUCAUCAUCGCAUGGAGUCUCUUCUACAUGGGCAACUCCUUCCAGUAUCCUCUACCCUGGGAGCAGUGUCCCAUCAACAUGACCACCAAUAACACUGUAAAGGAAUGCUCAAGUAGCUCCCCAACCUCAUACUUCUGGUUCCGGAAGGCUCUAGACAUCACAGACUCCAUCGAUGAGUCUGGUGAGUUUAACCCCAUCAUGACGGGCUGUCUGCUGGCUGCCUGGGCCAUCGUCUGUCUAGCCAUGAUCAAAGGCAUCAAGUCCUCUGCCAAGGUGAUGUAUUUCUCCUCAGUCUUCCCCUAUGCUGUGCUGUUCAUUUUCCUCGUCAGAGGCUUGAUGCUGGAUGGAGCCAUGGAGGGAAUUGCCUACAUGUUCUACCCUAAAAUAGAAAUUUGGGCUGAGGUGCAGGUGUGGCGGCAGGCAGCCACACAGGUGUUCUUUGCCCUGGGCCUGGGCUACGGCUCUGUGAUUGCCUACUCUUCCUACAACCCCAUCCACAACAACUGUCACCGUGACGCUCUCAUGGUCUCCUGCAUCAACUUCAUGACCUCAGUGCUCGCAUCACUGGUGGUGUUCGUAGUGCUGGGCUUCAGGGCCAAGAACAUUGUCCUGAACUGCAUCACCCAAAAUAUGGGCCUGUUAAACGACAUGGCCACACAUGGAAGCAACCAUCACUGGUGGCCGUGGUUCAACAUGUCUGAUCCUGCCUCCGUCACCAUACCUGACUACAGAGAGUGGUACCAUCACUACGGCUCCCAGGUGGGAACAAACAUCACCGACUGUGACCUGGAUGAGGAGAUGAGCAAGGGUGUGGAAGGGACGGGCCUGGCGUUUAUUGCCUUCACAGAGGCCAUGGCCCAGUUCCCUGCCAGCCCCUUCUGGUCCACGCUCUUCUUCCUCAUGCUGCUCAACCUGGGCAUGAGCACCAUGUUCGGCACCAUGCAGGGGAUCCUCACCCCCCUCAUGGACAACUUCAGCCUGCUGGGACGCCACCGGACCAUGCUCACUGUGUGCAGCUGUGCUCUGGGCUUUGUGAUCGGACUUUUGUUUACCCAGCGCUCGGGGAACUACUUUGUGACGAUGUUCGAUGACUACUCUGCCACCCUGCCCCUGAUCAUCGUGGUGGUCUUUGAGACAUUCGCUGUGGCCUGGGUGUACGGAGCUGACCGCUUCUUGGAUGACAUUGAGAUCAUGCUGAAAUGGCGCCCCCCGGUGCUGUAUAAGUACCUGUGGAAGUACGUGUGUCUGUUUGCUAUGGUGGGCCUGCUGGCGGCAAGUCUACUGCGAAUGGUCUUCAAACGACCGACCUACACAGCCUGGAACCACACCACGGCAUCGGAGACAACUCUGGAGUACCCAGGCUGGGCCCUUGCUAUGUUGGCCAUGCUGAUCCUGGCUGCCACCCUGCCUGUCCCUGUUGGCUACUUCCACUCCUGGCUGAAGAACCGUGGCAUGGGCCCCGAGGGGGAGCUCGCGGGCCAAGAGAUAGACCGAGAGAGGUACAUCAAGUGCAACUCCAGCGAUGCCCUGGACUCCUACUCCCAGCAUACCCCUUCGGUGGAGGAUGAUGGCCGACCCAGGGCUAGCUUCCUACCACUGGGCCUCGACCACUACAGACUCCUCCCACAACAGGAAGACAUGGAGGAGGUGGAAGAGGAUACGAUUUGAGAGAGGGGUUUGAGAAUCGAGGGACGAAGAGAGGAGAGUGGCAGUGGGAAAGAGAGCCUUACUUUAGAGAGAGAGAGAGAGCGUCUCUUGACUGAAAUAGUGGAAAGGACUCCACUUAUAUCCCCAGACUUUUAAUUGAUAAUGAAUCUUAAUAAGGUAUUACUAUGUUUAUGACCGUUCAUCCAUAUUACCAAAGAAACCUAACAUUAGCACAAUGGAAUAACCUGUAUCCUUAGUGCCAAAGCACACCUAUCAGUGACCUAUCAUAAGUCACCUAUCAUAAUUGACCUAUCAUAAGUGACUUAUCAAAAUUGACCUAUCAUAACUGAGCUAUUAUAAGUGACCUAUCAUAAGUGACCUAUCAUAAGUGACUUAUCAUAAUUGACCUAUCAUAAGUGACCUAUCAUAAGUGACCUAUCAUAAUUGACCUAUCAUAAGUGACUUAUCAUAAUUAACCUAUCAUAAGUCACUUAUCAUAAGUCACCUAUCAUAAGUGACAUCAUAAUUGACCUAUUAUAAGUGACCUAGUGGUUAGAGUGUUGGGCCAGUAACUGAAAGGUUGCUGGAUCGAAUCCCCGAACUGACAAGGUAAAAAACUGUCGUUCUGCCCCUGAACAAGGCAGUUAACCCACCUUUCCCUGGUAGGCUGUCAUUGUAAAUAAGAAUUUGUUCUUAACUGACUUGCCAAGUUAAAUGUACUAUUUAUAAAACCUAUCAUAAGUGGCCUAUUAUAAGUGACCUAUCAUUGUACUGCUAAGUACUGUAAGAAGUGCCUUAUGGUUCAAGUGCUGUAUUAACACACCCAGGAUCCUAUUCCUUGAACUGUGAUGACAGUUUCAACUAGCUGCUCACAGGUAAAUGAUAUGUAUGACUUGUAUUCUUGGGUUUCUUGUAGUUUGACUUGAUUCUGCUCCAAAGACACUUAUGAAGGUGAGGAGUAUUGAGGGAAGCGAAGGACUUUAAAGUCCAGCUUGUAUAUUGCAUAGUAAUACUCUUGUAAGACAAGUAGAGGCUCUGAUCCAGAGAGCCACAAAAUAUAUAUUUGAUAUAUUCUGAUAUGCAGUUUUUUAUUAGGGUGCUAAACUUAGUUCAGGAAAGUAAGGAGCUGAAUUUGGGGCAAAGAUUGGGGAAGUUGUGCAGUGGUACUCGGUAUGACCAGUGACCGCCCAUAAACAAAGAUCCUGCCAAAGUAACUUCUAAAGGAUGUUUAGAAAAUAA